CAAUUCACUAUAAUGAAAAUGGGGAUCCAUAAUACCACCUUCUCCUCUAUAUGUUCAGUUUCCCGUAAUAUAAUGGCAUUUCCACUGAAACUCCACACUUUUUAAGCCGCUGUUUGAAACAGUAUGAAGUUUCAAUGGAAAUGUCAUUGUUUUCUGUAGGAAUAGGAACGUUAAACAGAGGGAUUGUUUGACUGUUGACGCUAUUCAAAUAGCAAGAUAUUUUGCCGAAAUUUGCUCGUUUAUAAAAUUAUAUUAUAAAUUAUGAAAUAUUCAGUGCAGAAUGUUAUAGUGAUUAUAGUUUAUCCAACAUGAAAAAAUAAUCAAGAAUUAUCACAAAGUAUUUUUGUAAUAAUGAAAUGAUUUAAAUCAUUAUUUAGUAAGAAUGAAAAGAAUUUUAUAAAGAGCAAACAAAGAUAAAACAAUUCCGACGAAUAAUCGAAGGGCCAUUCCUCAUAAUUGAAGAAGCGCACAAUGAAUGAAAUCAUCAAUAUGGUUAAAAACGAAAAAAUUCGCAAAGAAAUAGAAGAUUUGGUAAAAAACAUCGUUACAGAUUUAAUUUUUCUUGAAGAUAACACUUUUGAGCUUUCAGCUAAAGAAUACUGCAGUAAGAUAAUUAAUGGAGCUCUACUCUCACCUGAUGUUCAGACAGUAGUAGUGGAACCAUCUCUACCUACAACAGCUCCAGUUGCAUCCCAUUUUUCUGAAGAAAAAAUAUUACCAGUCAAGACAGAAAACGAACCUUCACAUCGAAAUAUAUCACCAGAUAAUCCUGUAAAUGUAGUAGAAUGUGGAAUCAAAAACCAAUCUCCCACAAAUUAUGGGCUCUUCGUGGAAUAUCCAUCAGAAAAUAUUAUGAAAACUGGUUCAAUUGUACAAGAUGAAGAGAAAACUGAUUCCACGAAUGUUGUAACUCAUCAGUUCACGUCUGAGCCAAACGUGGACAAAACGUUAGAAGUGGAAGCGAGAAAACGACCUACAAAAAUAAAUACCAAGUUAAAAAAGGACCCGUGCAACAUAGUGGAGUGCGAAACGAAAUUCAACAAACAUCUCGAAGAAUUCGUCAUCGAUGGCGAAGUUAAAGCGGAAUUCGAGAACGAAACAACACUAACGCGUAAGAAGAGAAUUAAAAUUAAUCCGGACAUCCUGGCCAAAAUAGAAACAGCAAAAAGAAGAAAGGUUCUGGAAAAACUGCUAGCUAGACCCAGCGAGAAAAUAAAAAGUCUGCGUGGCGAGAUCGCGGAUUACCAGCCUGAAAAAGAAAAGUUAUUACCUCCGGAAUCGAAAAUAAUACAAGAGAAAAGUCAGAUUAACAUAUUCCAACAUCCCAUUUGUCAAUGUACUUCAAACUGUAAUUGUGAAGAAAGUUGCAAGUAUGAUACAUCAUAAUUAACUAAAUGUUGCAAGAUUAAUUCAAACUACUUAUUAAACAUUACAGUCGAAAACAUCUAAAUAAGAUAAUGACGACAAAAAAUUUCAUAACUAUCACCAUAAAUUGCAAGAAU
Messenger RNA from Centruroides sculpturatus (bark scorpion), 1502 nucleotides. RefSeq lists its product as uncharacterized. Lineage: Eukaryota; Metazoa; Arthropoda; Arachnida; Scorpiones; Buthidae. The record is from RefSeq and is a predicted model, not a curated record. Bases 472 to 1386 code for a protein of 304 amino acids. The transcript has 2 exons.